Molecule: messenger RNA, 1360 nt
Organism: Syngnathoides biaculeatus (alligator pipefish)
Lineage: Eukaryota; Metazoa; Chordata; Actinopteri; Syngnathiformes; Syngnathidae
Product: stanniocalcin-like
Exons: 4
Coding region: 561-1358 (265 amino acids)
Biological process (GO): intracellular calcium ion homeostasis
Cellular component (GO): extracellular region
Molecular function (GO): hormone activity
Source: RefSeq, a predicted model, not a curated record
GCAACGGGAGCCGGUGACCUGUACGGGUCAGGGGUCAACGGUCACGAUAAAGAUCGCGGGACCGCAACACGGCCGCGUUUCCCUCAAAUUGUGAGCCGGGUACCGGCAAGCCGGUCCCAAUCGGACUGACUGGUCGGAGGGGAAAAUCGCCAUUUACAGCACACAUAUUUCAUGCUAUUUUUCCAAUGUCUUGCUUUGGCGAUUAUCGCAUGACAAAUCUUCAGAAAAGAUUUUAAAAAGUAGGAAGGAAGGAAGCAGGAGGAUUUUUUCCCAACUAUUUCAUGAAACACGGAUCCGCGCGCGCUUGCGUGACUGUGAAUAUAUUCACCCCCCCCCGAACCCCAACAAGAACGUGAGCAGAAUGCCAAUCACCCGGAUGUGACUUUCGCUCUUUUACUUUGGUUUAGAGUUUUUUGUUUUAAUUUUGUUUCCGCGCUCUUCUCCCACGGCGACGUCAGCAAUCGCCCUCCGAUUGGCCCGAGGCUGCCCGGCGUCCUACAAAAGCGCGCUGGCAGCCACCGGGGGCCGCAUCCUCCUCUUCUUCCUCCAGGUCGGCGAAGAUGUGGUCUCGGUGGUCCCGGUCGUGUUGCUGUUCUCUGCUGCUGGCGCUGGCGCUGGCCCUGGCGCCGGCGCCGGCGCCGGGGCGGGCGUCCCCGCUGGAAGACGCCGCGCCGCGCCGCGCCCGCUUCUCCUCCAACGGUCCCGCGGACGUGGCGCGCUGCCUGAACGGCGCGGUGGCGGUGGGCUGCGGCUUCUUCUCGUGCCUGGAAAACUCCACGUGCGACACGGACGGCAUGCACGAGAUCUGCGAGCUGUUCCUGCAAGCGGCCGCCACCUUCAACACCGAGGGCAAGACCUUCGUGAAGAAGAGUCUGCACUGCGUGGCUCAAGGGAUCGGCAGUAAAGUUUUCCAGACCAUCCGCCGCUGCAACGUCUUCCAGAGGAUGAUCGCCGAGGUCCAGGAGGAAUGUUUCGCCGCGCACGACAUCUGCACGGUGGCGCGGACCAACCCGCAGGCCUUCGCCGACGUGGUGCAAGUGCCCACGCAUUUCCCCAACAGGUACUACAGCACGCUGCUGCAGACGCUGCAGGCGUGCGACGAGCAGACGGUGGCGGCGGUGCGUUCGGGCCUGCUGGGACGUUUGGGCCCCGACAUGGAGACGUUCCUGCAGAUGGUCCAGAACAAAGAGUGCGACGCGGGCCAGGCCGCCGCCCCCUUCGACGACCCGUCCAGCUGGAGGAACGUGCCCGUCUUCAACAUCCAGCCCGGCUUCCGGGGUCGCGACCCCACCCACCUCUUUGCCCGCAAACGCUCGGUGGACGAAAAGGAGGCGGGGCCCGUCGGCCCGCCCCAGUAGAG